Molecule: messenger RNA, 1512 nt
Organism: Spinacia oleracea (spinach)
Lineage: Eukaryota; Viridiplantae; Streptophyta; Magnoliopsida; Caryophyllales; Amaranthaceae
Product: rhodanese-like domain-containing protein 8, chloroplastic
Exons: 8
Coding region: 52-1365 (437 amino acids)
Source: RefSeq, a predicted model, not a curated record
CAACAAGAUGAGGUACUGUCACUGUGAAGUCUGUGCUUAUUUGUUCCUGCUAUGGCUUCCCUCAACAUUACUCUCCCGCCAUCCACACCAAUUUCAUUUUCUCUCUCCUCCCUCUCUGAAUUCCAUGGCCGACGACUCCCUCAUUCUUCUACACCCCCGUGUUCUCUUCCCAACUUACCACACGGCAAAAUCCAUUUUUCACACGGGCGAAGGAAACUCAUAACACCCAAAAUCAGCUGCAGUUUCUCUUUGAUUCCGUCCACUUCUGGGGUUCCAGUUGUGGAAGAUGAUGAUAGCGUGUUCAUAGUUGUUAACUUCUAUCACUUUGUUUUCAUCGAAGAUCCUGAAUUGGAUGUUUCCAAGCAUUUAUCUGUUUUGGAGGAGCUUGAUAUACAUGGGCGGAUAUAUAUCAAUGAACAAGGUAUUAAUGCACAGUUUAGUGGACCAUCGAAAGAUGCUAUGUCGUACGUGAAAUGGCUAAGAGAUGACCAAAGAUUCAAUGAUAUUCUGGUCCAAAUUUCUCCUUCUUCAAGUGGACAUGCAUUUCCAAGAUUGAAGAUGCGUUAUAAGCCUUCGUUGGUGCAGUUUGAUUUAGGAGCUCAAGAUCUUCCGCUCCUUGAUCCUUCUAUGCGUGCAGAGCCUCUAUCACCAGUUGAAUGGAGGGCAAGGUUAAAGUCACUAGAUAGCAGUCAAGACACAACAAAUGAGAAUCACAAGAGUUGUAUUUUAUUGGACGUGAGAAAUGGUUAUGAAUGGGAUAUUGGUCACUUCCAGGGGGCUCAACGUCCUGAGGUUGACUGCUUUAGAACUACUUCAUUUGGGCUAUCAGAUCUACAGGUGACUGAUUCAGACCCUUUAGUGAACGUAGAUAAAGAUAAAACAGACAUUUUAAUGUAUUGUACUGGAGGAAUUCGCUGUGAUGUAUAUUCUACCAUCCUCAGACAAAAGGGUUUCAAGAACCUCUACACUUUGAAGGGUGGUGUUUCAAAUUAUCUCAAGAAGGAAGGUCCAGAGAAAUGGAUAGGUAAUUUGUUUGUAUUUGAUUCCCGUCUAUCUCUCCCACCAGCCACUUUCAACCCUGGAGCCACGACCUCAAGCGGAAGUCAGAAAGCUCUGGAUAACAGCAAAUUUGCUAGAUGUUAUAUAUGCAAUUCACAAGUUCAUCAACUACGACAUCGGAAUUGUGCCAACCUCGACUGCAACCUCCUUUACUUAUGCUGCACAGGUUGUGUGGAAGAAUUGAGAGGGUGCUGCUGUCCAGAUUGUAAAACUGCUCCACGGCUGAGACCUAUUCUGUUCGGAAGUGGAAGGUAUCAAAAAUGGCAUCUGUAUCGAGACAGUAAGGUUAGAUCAGAGAUAUCUUAGUUUAAAUUAGGCAGCACUAACUAACUUCCCUUCAUUUUAUCAUCUUUUAUUUUGGUAUCUUGCAGACUGGAAAUUUGAAAAGGUACAACCUGAUUUAUGCAUUUUGUAUAUAGUUCCGAUGUGAAUGAAAUUACAACUUUGGGAUUC